UGCACCAGAGCAAAAAUGCUUAUUUUAAAAAAUAGAAUGACUGACUGAGAAGUCUAUGGGAUUUUGGCUUCUUUAACCCAUGAAACUUAAAUUUUGUGAUAAAGAUUUUCCCUUAAACGUCAAAGUGGAUGCUUACAACCGAACGCUAAAUUCAACCGCGUCUGACUUUCAUGGUGUGACGGAUCAAUAAAGCAAAAUAAAAUGACACAACAGUCAUAAAACUGGUAUUUUCUACAUAAUGAACAUGAACCCACAGUAUCUGCAACUUUUAUUAUAAGCGUGUGUGAAACAUUUAAAAGUCUGUUGCAGCAUAUUAGGCAGAGCGAGCAGCUUCUGGUCCGUGGGAACAACUGUCUUCAUAAAUACGUACUUGGAGGAAAACUUCUGGUUGUGUUUCUAAAUAGCAGCUUUAUUUUUCUUUGAAGUCUAAGACUCUUCUUUAGUUUUUUUCACUGGCUCUUUUCUCCCUCAACUUGGCACAUCCGAGCAGCUGCUUAAAGUCACGUGAAGCGUCAAGACACACCGAUGUGGUGAACAGAAUCCAGUAGUUUUCCAAAAUAAAACUUCCUUCAGCAUCAGAAAAUAAACAAAACAGAAAUCAUCAAAGUAAGCCUAUGCAUUUUGUUUCUAUCUGCGCCAAGUGCCACGCGGACCAUUCUGGGGGUUGGGGACCACUGCUCUAGAAGACUUCCUUGUUCCACUCAUCUUCUAGCUCUUCUCCUUUUGUUCAUCAUUAACUGUAUACACAAUAUUACCAAAAGUAUUCACUCACCCAUCCAAAUUUAUCACAAUAAGGUGUCCUAAUCAUUUGGUCUGGCCACAGGUGUAUAAAAUCAGGCACUCAGGCAUGCAGACUGUUUUUACUAACAUUUGUGAAAGAAUGGGCCGCUUCCAGGAGCUCAAUGAAGUCCAGUGUGGAAGUGUUACGGGACGCCACCUGUGCAACAAAUCCAGUGGUGACAUUCCCUUGCUCCUAAAUAUUCCACAGUCAACUGUCAGCUCUAUCACAACAAAAUGGAAAAGUUUGGAAACAACAGCAACUCAGCCACAAAGUGGUAGACAACGUGUACUGAGGGGUCAGUGGAUGCUGUAGCGCACAGUGAAAAGAGGUAGCUGACUUUCUGCACAGACAAUUGUUAAAGAGCUCCAAGCUUCAUGCGACCUUCAGAUUAGUCCAACUACAGUACACAGAGAGCUUCAUGGAAUGGGUCUAUGGAAUUUAAGGUCCAUAAAGACACGGUUAAGAGGGUCUGGUGUGGAUGAACUUGACUGGCCUGCACAUACAGUCCAGACCUGAACCUGAUAGAACACCUUGGGGAUGAAUUAGAGCAGAGACUGAGAGCCAGGCCUUCUCCACCAACAUCCGUGUGUGACCUCACCAAUGAGCUUUUAGAAGAAUGGUCAAAAUUCCUAUAAACACUCCUCAACCUUGUGGAAGAGUCCCAGAAGAGUUGAAGCUGUAAAAGCAGGAAAAGGUGGACCGACAUCAUAUUGACCUCUAUGGGUUAGGAAUAGGAUGGCACCUAGGUUUAUUUGUGAGUCAAGGGAAGUGAGCCGAUACUUUUGGUAACAUAGUAUAUGAGAACUGGACAAAGCAAUCACCCCCUUCUCGCUCCAAACAGGAAGUACACGGUGGUCCAAGAAGCCAAAAUGACAUAGACUUCUAUUGAGAAAUAAACAGCUAUUACUCAGUCAUUCUAUUUGUCAGAAAUGCAUUCUUGCUCUGAUAUCUUUUCCUUAACAUCUUCUUGCUCAUCCUAAAUUUUUCCCACUUUUUUUCUUUAUUGCAAUUUAUUUAAGUUAUAAAUUGGCCAAUCAUAUACCUCAGUAAAAACAUAUGGUGCCCACUGGUCCCCACCUUGAAAGUUUGAUUGACAGAUUCUUCAGAGCCCGCUUUCAAUGGGAGGGGUGUUGACUUCCAACACGCUUACUCCUGAUUGCCGCCAGGAGUUGCCAUAGAAACGUUGACUUAGAUCACUCUGACCAAUCACUGUCGUCUCGCUCUGAGAUGGCGACGUUUGUAUCGUGGAAAAAUGAAGUGAAUUGGCUUAAUUUUGCUGUAAGGCAGUUUCUAUGCAUGAUGUGACGUGAUAUCCGUCCAGUUCUCUUUUAUACAGUCAAAAAUAUUUAUUGGUGAAUGUAAACCAAUAAGAAGAGGUCAUGCUGCCCCCUACAGUAUAGGAGGCAUCCACAUUCAGGCCCAAAUUUUUAUGAACAGUGUGAGAUGGGUAUGAAGUCAGACAGGAAAAAAAUGAAGGUUCAGCACGAAGUGAUAGUGAGAGGAGGAUGGAGGUCGUGAUGGGGGGUGUCAGAGAAAAGUAGAACCACGUUAGGUGGGACUGAGGAGGGGCUGUAGGGGUGAAAUGAGGAAUCUGCUGAGUCAUCAUGACUGCUCCCAUAAUCGCUUAGCAACAAUGGCCUCUCUUCACUGCUGUCUGCACAGGCUCACAGGUCUGAGAUGAGAACCGGGCCAGUGCAGCACAAAGCCUGUCAUUGACAGACGCUGGUUAUGGAGCUGAUCUCAUCUUCUGCACCUCCACUCUCGCUCUGCUGACCCCUCAUAGCCCUCCCUCUCAGCUCUUCCAUGCUGUACACGCUCAGGCAGCGCAUCCUCUGCUCCGAGGUGACAUCCACUUCCCGCUGAGGUCUGUGCAGAAGAGCAGGGCUCUUGGGCAUGACGACGACUAACAAAGGAAACAAAGCUUUAAAGGUGAAGCGUGAGCCGGGAGAGAAUGGCACCAGCCUCACAGACGGAGAGCUGGUGACCAUGUCAGUGCGGGAGCUCAACCAGCACCUUCGAGGGCUCUCCAAAGAGGAGAUCCUGCAGCUCAAGCAGCGGAGGCGCACCUUGAAGAACCGGGGCUACGCCGCCAGCUGUCGGGUGAAGAGAGUCACCCAGAAGGAGGAGCUAGAGAAGCAGAAGGCCCAGCUGCAGCAAGAGGUGGACAAACUAGCCAAUGAGAACGCAUCCAUGCGUGUGGAGCUGGAUGCUCUAAGGUCCAAAUAUGAGGCGUUACAGACCUUCGCCAGGACUGUGGCACGAAGCCCUGCCGUGGGGGUCGGGGUGAGGGCUGGAGGAGGAGGAGGCGGGGUUGCGUCAUCGGUCAUCGGUCCACUCAUACCAGGGAAGGUGGCGACGGCAACAAGCGUGAUCACAAUAGUGAAGUCAAAGACAGAUGCACGGUCUUGAGGGCAGGACGAACCAGAAAGAUGGAGGUGAGACAGGAUGGAGUUCAGCUGCCCCCGCCUCCUCCCAUUUGCGGGGACGCUCGCUUUACCCAUCUGAGAUCAAUGCGGGUGAAGAAUGAGAAGCAAGCAGAGGAGGAGAACUGCUGCCUCGCUUUAAACAGCGACCAAAAAGAAAAACCAGCACGUUCUAAGACGCCAUCAAAAUUCCCAGCAAACGUGCUGAGGCCUUCACCCAACAGUCCUGCUGAUGCGGGCGGCUGAACUCCCUCCUGUGGCUUCCACUCCAGAACUUUUUCAGAAGGUACUAAAGAAGAAUCUAUAUAUUCUAUAGUGGUGGUAAGUGUAUUUCUACUGUUUUGUACUGUGUUGUCAUUCACGAGGUCCAAGCUGUAUUGUGUGUGUGUGUGAGCUGUUGUGUAUCAGGAUUCUGUGAAAUUCUGUGUUUGUUUUGAAGUAUCUAUACUCAGUUGGCUGUAUUUCUCACGUUCAGCUCUGUUUACGUCAACCUUUCCUCUCCGGCUCCAGACAGCUUCCUUUUCCACGUGCAUACUUCCUUAAGUUAGGAAGAGGGGGGCAGAGCUGGCUUAUGAUAACCAAAAAUGGGGGGGGGGGGGGACAAAAAAGUAGUGAAAGGACUUUCAGGGAAAGUUAAAAAAAAAGUGGUUUAGCACAAACGUUUAGUAAAAAAAUCUGGAAGGGCCAGUGCCUUGGCUCCUCUGAGCAGAAGGAAGUGAGGAAGGAUGGGGCGGUCUGUGCAAACUGCGUUCACCUGUGCUUGGUGAUGAGCAGGAUCGAUGACAGGAAAACGCUCGUUUAUGUGGCUGCGAAGGCAAGAUUCAGAACAACAGGGUUUGCUUUUUAUCCCUUUUGCUGCUCAGAAGAAAAAGUUUAGGAAUCCGAUGAACAUUUAGGUGAAUUUCUUUCUUUCUUACAAAGUAAUUUAUGCUGCAAAUCUUUGCCUUUAACCACAAACUCAGUCAGCGGGAAAAGACUUGAUAGAGAAAACAUGCUUCCAGUCACACAAGCGGGCUGUGUCACUUACUGGCUUUAUCAUAAAGUAGUCCUUUGUGGCGUCGUACUCCAGAAGUCUUUGUGACAGAGUCUGUAAUUUUAUAAGGACAGUUAUCUUUGUAUUGACACGUGAAAAGGUAUUGAAAAAUCUGUUUGAUAUACAGCAUCUCUCUAUUUUGCAACUGUACCAAAAGUGGCUUAAUUACUGGGUAGCUUUGCUGUUCCUCUUGUGAGUAGGCGCGUGCGCUUCAUGGUUGUGUGCUGUUCGGUUUAUGACGAGGUAAUAAAUGUCGACUGUUUGACUCUGAAAAGGCAGCUGUGUUUCUGGGCUGCAGAUGAAAGCACUGAGAAAAGGAGGACUUGUUAUGGUUCAGAACAUCAGGUCUCCUGAUGAGGCAUGGAGGUGUUACCUGGAGGGCUGCAUCACUCCUCCGGCUGCUCGGUUCUUUUACAUUAGCUCUCUGUGAGUACAUCUUGUGUACAUUUAGAGUAUUUUUUGGACUGUUCGUGGAGAUGUCCAGGAUGUGGAACAACCUUUGUUAUUGAAUACCUGUUUUAUAUUCUGUUAUUUAAAGCUCUGUUUGUCGGCACGAGUCUCGCCUUUCAGGCAUACUUCUUCAUUUUAAAUCAAACAUUUCAUGAAGCCAAAACUCCUUCAGAAGUAGCUACCUGAAACACCAUGUGACGGUAUUGGGCGAGCUAGCUGCUGCCGCGCAGAGUGACGGGUUUAUAAUCGUCCUUACAUGGGGGGAGCUCCACUUUAAUCACUGGGCUGAGAAGCCUCUCUGCCAGUCUGUUGGUCACAGUAUCCCAGAGUAGAUGGUCAUUGUUUUGGAAGAAAAGAUCAUGUUUUGAAGGAGAAAUAAAACCAACCACAGUGGGACUCUGGAGAAGCAGGGAUCUUGAAAAAGUUUGGAAAUGUCUCAGUUUAACGACAUUCCUGCUUACUCCAGCCGGGGCAAUGGGACUCACCCAGACCGUCCCAGGUUGCUUUGGAUUAAAGUGUCUACUCUGUAAUGUUCAACCACAAAAAAAAAAAACACGCUGUAAGCUCUUAGGGAAGGAAUGCAACCUUGGUCUUGACAUGGACUACAUCUCCGUGUAGUCAAGACGCAGAGAGGGUAAAAGGAGACAUACCAGUGGUUCCCUCACAUAUGAUUAGACUGAGAACACGCUCUAUGUUUAUGCCGAGGAUUUUUUUCAGAGAAUGUUGUGAGUUGACCAAGGGUUAAACAACAUAAAGUGGGAGGAGAAAGUGCACUGCAAAAUCACUUAAUCCUACCAGGUUGGCUUGACUACAGUUUCUUGAGACCCUCAUUUUAACAGGUAACCUUUCACAGCGAUACACGACCACAUGGCAAUAAUUCAGAAAACACCGAGACUUUCCUGGUAAACAUACUGGAUCAUUUACCGAACAGUCAAAGGAAAGCUUUCUAUUUCCAAAAGGAGUUGGGAUUCUUACCUUUAUCUGUUAAAAAAGCUGUGGAAGUUGACAACUGAGCAAACUCUGUAGGAUGGAGGGUUUUGCAGUUCAGUUUGUGCCUCACACACACACAGAGAAUCUCAGCUUAUGUUUGAGAAGGUCACACGUGGUGACUGAUGUGUAGUUAUGCAAACGGUGCAGCUCCUGCCACACAGGAGGGUGAUGCUGCUGGCUGAGGAUAAGCAGCAUCUUCUGGCAUAAAGACCACACUUCUGUCUAUGACUCCAGUGUGGCAGAUUCCCCUCAUUUCAUUUGUUGUUCACUGUACCUGUCUGUAUGCAUAAAAACAAAGGAACCAAUGUUUUGAUUAACUAAGAACACAUUAAUUGAAAAGGUAAAGUGGUCAAUGGGCACGAAGCCUCCAGGAACCUGGGACUCAUGCCUUCUGUCUUCCAGAUGUGAGGUUGUUGCAGCGCUCUGAGCUGACUCUGUAUACACAAACUAGUUAAACAUUACAGGGGUUCAUCUUGAUGAGAAGACGCGAUCAGCUGACAGCGGUGACCUUCAGUGAUAACCGCGCAGGCAGCUUUUCUUCGCAGAGUGUUUGAAGCGAGCGCAUUCUGGCUGUGCAGAGGUCAGAGCUGGAGAUAAACCAGAGCGGCCACUCAUUCUCUCAGCUUUAAAUAAUUUACAAGGGCUGAAAAGAGGUGGAGGAGACACUUCUGCAGGUCAGCCACCUGAUUUACCCUGCCCUCAUUUACAAUGGCAACUCAGCCCCUCCCCAAAACAUUCACUUCAUCCAGAAAUCAUUAACUCCUGAUCUGGCUCCUGAGCCAAUCACAAAGAGGAGUUGUUCUCCUGUCGCUGAAUCACGCCACAGGUCCCCACCGGUCCUUUCACCCUCCACUGACCCAGAAAGUGAAAGAACCAACCUCUCUGCAGACUAACACCCCCUACACGCACAAACACACACACAUUUGGUAUGCAUAUAUUUCAAACAAUCAGGAGCAACAACGCACUGAUUUUGCUUUUUAUCUCCCGCCUGAACGCCACUCUCCAUCCCCGUUUUGCUCACCUGGCUGCUGAGGAGUGAUUUGGUUUAAAGAUGAAGGACGGCGGUGUGUUUGUGUGAAUACGGCGUAAUCUCUUGACAAAAGAGCUUGUGUUAGGAAAGUCUGUGUUUUGUAAUAUUUCUGUAUGGGAUGUAAUAAAUUAUUCUGCGGCUGUACCUUUUCUGGAAAACCCUUAAAAUGUGCUGGUCUUUGUAAGUAUUUAUCUUCAACUAAAUUAUUGUACUUUUUUGGAAUUUGUAGGCGGUGAUGAUGACAAGGCAUUGGUAAUCAUGAAAUGUUUCAUCAUCUGUCCGUGCCAUCUUUAAUUUCUUGUUGUAUAUAUUGUACGUUUGUUGAUAAACAGCUUCUUUAUUUUGUAUAUGACCAAUAAACAUGUUUUAAGAUGUGCA
This is a messenger RNA of Oryzias latipes (Japanese medaka), 7085 nucleotides long. It is a transcript of the gene mafgb, whose product is annotated as MAF bZIP transcription factor Gb. Gene Ontology annotation, biological process: regulation of epidermal cell differentiation; regulation of transcription by RNA polymerase II. Gene Ontology annotation, molecular function: DNA-binding transcription factor activity, RNA polymerase II-specific; RNA polymerase II cis-regulatory region sequence-specific DNA binding. Lineage: Eukaryota; Metazoa; Chordata; Actinopteri; Beloniformes; Adrianichthyidae. Gene Ontology annotation, cellular component: nucleus. The record is from RefSeq and is a predicted model, not a curated record.